Messenger RNA from Beta vulgaris subsp. vulgaris (sugar beet), 3642 nucleotides. Its product is annotated as dirigent protein 17. The coding region runs from base 2627 to 3181 and encodes 184 amino acids. NCBI's taxonomy places the organism in Eukaryota, Viridiplantae, Streptophyta, Magnoliopsida, Caryophyllales, Amaranthaceae. The record is from RefSeq and is a predicted model, not a curated record. The transcript is spliced from 2 exons.
UUUUGACAAUAUAAGCAAUUAGUUAAUGAACGGUUUUAUGUUCGUUUGUCAUGGUCUAUAUGUGAGAAAACAGAUAAAAAAUUAUUUUUAUAUGAAAUGUUUAAUGCAUUUCCUGCUUGGACUGUUAUUAGUUCUGAUAGGUACACCGUACACAUAUGAUCCCCCCUCUAUGUCUAGGAGUAAACUAUUCGCUACUCAGCAUAUACAUACAUACCAUCAGAAAUUUUGAACAAUUUGACCAAAGCCACCCUUGUGUGAUGAUGUCGAAACAUGUUUAAGGUAGAAGGCAGAUGGUAGACAAAGGGAGAUAUACUCCCUCUGAUCUUAUUGAGCCGUACAAUUAGCAUUCUUAUUUUUUCCUUUUUGAAUCUGUUUUAAUAGUUACUCUUAGUAAUUUUUUAUAUUUAGGUAGUAUAGCCCACUAUUUUUACAUUUUCUCUCUUGCUUUUAGCACUCUCUCACCUGAAUUUUACAUUAUUUGUCUUGUUUUCCCAAUUCCUCUCACAUACUUUUUCCAUUUGCUCCGGUUAUCCUAUAAAGUGAAGUGGACUUUGAAAUAAAAAUAAAAAUGAGGGGAUUAUAUGAAACCACAAAUUCAGGGAUAGAAUUGGAAUGGACAUACUUGUUUGAUACUGCUACCUUAUUUCUGUUCAGACCAGAUUAAAUCUGAUUUCCUACUGUAAGCAAAACUUAUUUUACAAAUCUAACUUAUUUCAUACUGGACCAAAUAAGAGUAAAUCAAAUCAUCUUAGUUUAGAAAAUGAAACGUGACUCUAGGUACCUUGUUACUUGAACCAUAUUACGAAACAUGCGACCAGUUUAAGUGUUUAACUUGGUAAACUAAACAUACCCUUAGUUGCACUGGCACCUCUCAUAGCUGUUCGGAUUAUUGUUUGACUUGGUUUUAACCCACUUGAAAAACAGAAGGAAAUUCUUUGAAGACCCUAAUAACAUCACUGUAUUUUAUUUAGAGAACGUAUUGUGUCGGACUCGUCCGACCAUAAUCUUUGGUCGGACGACUUUCAGGUGGUUCCAAUUUUUUUUCAGUUAGUCUUAAUUUUUUUUCAGGUAGUCUUCAUUUUUUUUUUCAGGUAGUCUUUAUUUUUUUUUCAGGUAGUCUUCAUUUUGUUUUCAGUUAGUCUUCUUUUUUUUUUCAGUUGGUUUUUGUACUUCAGUUAGACUUACUUUGGGUUUCAGUUGGUCUUUAUUCUUUUUCAGGUAGUCUUCAUUUUUUUUCAGGUAGCCUUCAUUUUUUUUCAGGUAGUCCAACUGAAAGAAAACAAAGUCCAACUGAAAGAAAACAAAGUCCAACUGAAAGAAAAGAAAGUCCAACUGAAAAGAAAAUAAAACACUAACCUCUGCUUUCUCUCACUUUCUCCUUCUUCUUCAUUCCUCUUCUGCCAUAAAGUCCUUGAUUACUGUAUCUGCGUUAUACCUUGGACGCACCUGGGAGUUCUUUUGUGUAUUUGGUGCAUGUAUUAUAGUUAUUCAAAGCCAAAAAUCAGUGGAGUUGCCUCAAUAAACUAAAGUUUUCUGCAAGAGUAUCCAGGGUAUCAUAGCUCUGAAUCAAAUGAAGAAGUUAUCGCAUUUUGUCAUUUUAGCGUAAUAUAACCACACCAACUGAAAUGAAAACACAAUUUGGAGGAAUCUCAUUACUGAACACCACUCGCCUCCUUAUCAUUCAAGGAGAGGGAAUGUGGGAAAGUUAGGGGUUUUGGGGAGGUGAAAAGUGUUGGGAAAAUGGUGAUGAUUGAGCUUUGUGAAGGGCCAAAGGAGAGGGUGUUUUGAGGUCACUGGGUCAGCCCGUCUGACAGAAAGUAUUUGGUCAGACGGUCUGACCCAAUACUUUCACUAUUAUUUAUGGCUUUGCCUGUACUUCAGCUGGUCGUAAUACUGUAAUAUAAAGAAGAAAUAUGGUUGCUUCUUAUUAUCUCUUCAUUCCAAAGAGUUGAGUUGUAUAUAGCCUCAUUCAUCUGGUUUGAUCUUCUUCUUCCUCACCCAGCUACCUUACGAUGGAGCUACCUUUUCUGUCUAACCUUUGUCCUAUUUGCUUCACGCAUUCCUUUUUUAUUUUGUUUUCCCCGUUUCUGUUUUGGUUGUUGUCUUUAGAUUUUCUUACACGCUUACUUCUUUCUUCCUCUCACUGGUCGUUUCUACCUCUCUGUCACUAUGAUUGCUUUUUUCCUAGCUCACUUAAAUGUUUGUCUCUCUUCCUUCUCUAAGAAAUCAGCCUCUUUUUUCAUCAACUAACCAAUUCUGAAAUGUGAUCUUUGCCAUUGAGGUAAUGCUUAGGAAAUACAUGGAACUGAUCCAACCUUUGCUCUGUUUUGUGGAGAUUGGAGACAGUGCUUCUGUGAUUCAUACCUGUGAUCCCCAAAUCACAAUGUAAUGCUUGAAAUUGUUCUUUGAGUCUCCUAUUUACAGAUGAAAUUGAUCACUGUGGACAGCAGUUGCAUUGCUACAUUCAUGUUCCUUUUAUGUAAUCAUGAGAUGUUGCUAAAUGGUUGAGCAUACGAUGAACCAAAUAUAUUGAUCUUAAACCCCCUCCGAGAAACCUGGGUUGCUCCACUGGUUACUAUGGUAAUUAUGUAUCUUACUCAUAUUUCCGUUUGAGCCAUUUCUGGCAAUGGAAGGAGCAUGUGAAAGUAACUUGGAGUCUCUCUCAGCUACCAUUUUUGAGCUGCCUGGAGAACCAGCUGUGGUGAUUAAUGGUGUCCCUGAUGUUGAUGUAGAUCAUGUGAAUAUAAUCCAAGGCAUCUCUCUAGCAGAUGGAAUAUCAAGGACCGAAAACUUCUAUAAUUCUACAUCUGAUACAGGAAAACCUAGAAAUACAGGCUUUGGUGUAUGGCUGGAAGGAAGAUUAGUACGGAAGUUGUUUGGUCAGAGAUAUUAUACUGGUACUGUGACUGAAUUUGACAAAGAAAGUGGCUGGUACAGAGUUGUCUACGAGGAUGGUGAUUUUGAGGAUCUGGAAUGGCAUGAGUUGCAGGAUGUGCUUCAGCCAUUAGAUAUAACAAUGCCUCUGAAAUCUCUAGCAUUGAAGAUCAUUCGCAAAAGCCAGAAAUCAGAACCUGCAAUUGAGGCAAAUGUGGUUGCAGAGACAACAAAUGGGGGAAAAUCUAAGGGUCGCAGCGGUAGGCCAAGGGGUGGCUCAUCUAGGAAUCUUGUUAGUAAAGAUUAAUGGAUGUGUUUUUGGCAAAUGGGUGAAACAACAGCUGGCUGAUAAUGGACUGUCCUGAGUUCAAACAAGUUAGAGAACAAUGGCACUGCAGAUCAUGUAGUUACCUUAAAAAGUGUGCAUCCCUAAUAUUUUAGUUGUCAAAGUCGCUGGAUGCUAUGAAAGGUUCCGGAUGCUUUCAAAUUAGUUAUAUAGCGAUGCAAGAGCAAAGAGGGUUGUGGCUAGUAGGGGAAAAAGUGAGUCCAAUGAUUGUCAAAGGUUUCAGCCUGCCAAUGUAAUAUUGCUUGUGUGUGCCUUUUUUUUUAUUUUUGUGUUUCCCCCUUGGUUUUAUUCUGCAUCUAAUUGUGGGUUAAUUGCGGAUGGUGUAUAAAAUAUAAUCAGUGUCACAAGAACUAAAUUGCUUGAGACUUGGAUAGAUUUAUGUUCCGAAGCUUAACAAGAGUAUCAUAGUGUUGAAGUUUUUA